AUGACGGACCGCACAUCCGUGGAUGUAGAGGCUGCUCCGCGCAUCCAAUUGGCAAAGAAGUCCAUGUGGAAGUCGAUUCUGGAGAAUCCCAAAGUCCUCUUCAUCGCUUUCUUCGCCUCGUUUGGCGGCUUCGAAUAUGGCUACCAGCAAGGCGUCUUGGGCCAAUCCCUCGUGAUGACCCGCUUCACUGCAAACUUCCCAUCGGUCGUCGCCUCGUCCACCGCAACAGGCUGGCUCACCUCCGUGCUGCAGCUGGGAGGAAUCGUGGGAUCCCUCGUAGCAGGCAUCCUGGGCGAGAUCAUCUCGCGCAAGUACACCAUGUUCAUCGCGUGCUGCUGGGUGAUCCUCGGCAGUUAUUUGUACAUUGGCGCCACAGCUGGAAACCCCUCCCUCCUGUACGCAGGACGGCUUUUCACGGGCCUGGGUGUGGGCCUUUUCAGCGGCGUUGGCCCUCUCUACAACGCAGAACUGGCUGCCCCCGAGAUGCGCGGCCUGCUGGUCUCGUUCUACCAGUUUGCCACGAUCCUGGGUAUCAUGCUGUCGUUUUGGGUUGGGUACGGCAGCAACUAUAUCGGCGGGACUGGCGACACGCAGUCUGAUCUUGCGUGGCGGUUACCCUCCAUCAUCCAGGGUCUACCGGCUGCAGCACUGGCGUGCGGGAUCUGGUUCAUGCCUUUCUCGCCGCGCUGGCUUGUCAAGAAGGGCCGUGAACAGGAAGCUCAGGCUACGUUGGCAUGGAUGCGGAAGGUUCCGGUUGAGCAUGAGAUGGUUCAGGUCGAGUACCUUGAGAUCAAGGCUGAGGCUGUCUUUGAGGAACGCGCGUUCGCGAAGGCGUCGCCAAAGCUUGCGGAGCGUGAGAAGAGCAGUAUCGUGAUGAACCAGAUCGCGCAGUAUGCCAAUUGCUUUCGGUCCAUGGACAACUUCAAGCGCGUGUCCACGGCGUGGCUGGUUAUGUUCUUUCAGCAGUGGAGUGGUAUUGAUGCGAUUAUCUACUAUGCGUCCAAUGUCUUUGUUAGUCUUGGGCUGACUGGCGGUACCAUCGCUCUCUUGGCAACUGGCGUUACCGGCGUGGUAUUUAUCAUAAGCACUGUGCCAGGGAUGUUGGUCAUCGACAGAGUCGGCCGCAAGCCCAUGCUCCUGGGCGGAUCGCUGGUGAUGUUCGCCAGCAUGGUCAUCGUGGGCGUGAUCGUGGCGAAAUUCCAGCACGACUGGCCGUCGCAUGUGGCGGCCGGUUGGACCGCCGUUGCGCUCAUCUGGCUCUACAUCGCCAGCUUCGGGGCCACCUGGGGCCCCGUCUCCUGGACCCUCGUCUCCGAGAUCUUCCCCCUGUCCAUCCGCGCCAAAGGCGCCUCGAUCGGUGCGUCCAGCAACUGGAUCAACAACUUUGCCAUUGCCUUCUUCGUGCCGCCGAUGCUGCAGGCCUGGGAGUGGGGCACGUAUAUCUUCUUUGCGGGUUUCUUGCUCAUUGGCAUUUGCUGGGUUUGGUAUUUCUUGCCUGAGACCAAGAAUGCUACUCUUGAGGAGAUGGACCGCAUCUUUAAGAGUAAGGCUGGCGAGCAGGAUGCGGAGCUUCUACGGGAAGCGCAGCGUGAUGUGGGAUUGACUUCGUUUGUUGAGCGUAUGGGGGUGGCGACGGCGCGGUUGGAUGUGAAGGAGGAGAAGGACAAAAACCCUCUUAAAUACAACAUCCUAAUAUUGAACUCCCCAUUCUCCAUCCCCUCGGCUCGACUGUCCCCAUCGGUGAUUUCAUGCCCCACAGACCCGCAUCGCACGGUUGGGAUCGGCCACCUCCGGACAAGCGCCGAACCCAACACAUUUCGGGGAUGCCGGAGCCUCCGCAUUUUGUUUUUGGAUUUCUUCACAUAUCGCGCGGGUGGCUAUAUCUCCAGAUUCUACGAUGCCCCGGAAGCCCACGCCAGCGGGCAAGCAGCGAGUGAGGACGGGCUGUUUAACGUGUCGCAAAAGGCGCAGGAAAUGUGUGCCUACCCGUUGUGCGAUGAGAAAAAGCCGCGCUGUGCCAACUGCGAGGUCAAAGGCUUUGUCUGUAAAUAUAAAUCGGACUUGGCUUUUGUGCCGCCCAAGUCGGGGCAGACGGGCGGGUCGGGACAGGCGUAUGGAGCUAUCACGUUCGUGGAUGACUCGCCCCUGGUGUCCGAAGGGAGAAAGAGCAUAGUUCAUCCUCAGAGCAAUACACCGGCGCCUCCGGACACCCUAAAUGCACCAGAUACACCUCCUCCAUCGAGUACCCGAGACUCUCGGCGUGCUGUCGAAGUGCAGGAUCUGCUCAUCUCGAAUGCGCCAUCCGUGUACUCUCCUGAGCCACCAAUUUUACAAUCUGCACCGAGCUUGCUUCUCAACGGCAGCGGAGCAACCCCAGAGAACAACUACCUGAACAGCCCUUCCUACAGGGAAUUUCCAAAAUUAAUUUCUAGUGACCAGACAUCUACACGGCGACUUACUACUGCAACCGCCAACCAGGAAACAGAUCUGUUGCGCCAUUUCCGCUAUUGCGUCGCGCCCUGGAUUGAUGUCGGGGACCCAGACUGCGCACUGGGAAUUAAGACCCUUCUUCUCUGCCGCACGAAUCGGCCUCUACAAGCUGCUGUCCUCGCUUUGGCCGCGGGCCACAGAUCCCUUCUUUCUCUAUGCCCGGACACCAAAGAUCUAGAUAACAGCUCUAAAUUUCGGGACAAAGCGGAACGAGCUCUGCCAUCUGAGCCUGAACUCGCUAGAGGGAUUGGACAGGCACUUUUGAUGCUGCAAGAACUCUUGCCUUGCGGACCACAAAGCUGGCGGGCUCUUCUGUCGCAUCAGAUGGAUAUGGUUGGUGGCGUACCAUCAGUGGCUAUGAGCGAGGAGCUGAGUGAAGCGCUGUUCUGGCUCUACUUUCGGAUUGAUCUGGCAGCCUCCAUUGUCACAUCGCAAGCACCACUCAUUCCCUUCGGAUCAUUUCUCCAACGUGACGGUUCAUACACCCAAUCCUCACGGAUCCCAACCCAAUCCCAGUCCGUGAACUGCAUCUACAAAAAGUCCCUCUGUCUUCUCGGCCACUGUCUAGCCCUAAUCCACGGCGACCCAGAAGCCCCCUCCCCACAAACAACGACUACAUCUCCCGAACUGGCCGCAUAUCCCUCAUUGCGCCAAUCCCACUUCCUAUCCCAGUGGACAAUUCUCUGGACCGAAUGCCAGAAAUGGUACAACGACCGCCCUGUAGACGGACAACAGAUCGUCGACAUCCGCGGCGGCGAAGCCGACACCAUCGACCCAGAGCACGACUCGUCAUUUCCAAUCCUGAUUUUCACGACGCCCAUGGCGCUGGUCGCCAACGUCGUUUACCACAUUACCUCGCUCUUGUUGCUGACUCAUAAACCGCGCCUGCUGAAGUCGUUGCCGGGGCCGCGAUGCUUCACCUCGCAUAUCUGGCAUGCGCAGGCGAUUGCGGGGAUCGCGGCGAGUAACGACACGCCUGAGCAAUGGGAUCCGAUCUUCGUUGCUGGGCUGCUGGCUAUUGCGCGCGAGAUGACGCAUGAGUCGCAGCAAGCUGUGGUAUUGGAUUUGCUGCGCAGGGUCACGGCGAUGACAGGGAUGAAGUUGGAUGGUGAGACUCAAGAAUUGCGCGAUACGUGGAAUGUGGCUCGAUGUGAUGAUGAAGAAGAAGGAGAAGGGAAUGAAGAUUCUAUUCUUUCUUGA
Messenger RNA from Penicillium alfredii, 3690 nucleotides. RefSeq names its product MFS quinate transporter. Gene Ontology annotation, cellular component: membrane. NCBI's taxonomy places the organism in Eukaryota, Fungi, Ascomycota, Eurotiomycetes, Eurotiales, Aspergillaceae. The record is from RefSeq and is a predicted model, not a curated record. Bases 1 to 3690 code for a protein of 1229 amino acids. Gene Ontology annotation, biological process: regulation of DNA-templated transcription; transmembrane transport; carbohydrate transport. Gene Ontology annotation, molecular function: carbohydrate:proton symporter activity; DNA-binding transcription factor activity, RNA polymerase II-specific; zinc ion binding. The transcript has 9 exons.